Molecule: messenger RNA, 4062 nt
Organism: Rotaria sordida
Lineage: Eukaryota; Metazoa; Rotifera; Eurotatoria; Philodinida; Philodinidae
Source: the annotation of a GenBank genome assembly
AUGGCAACAUCAUCAUCAUCAGGUAAUAUACCUGAUGUAUUACCAUCACAAGUAUUAAGUGUUAAUCCAAGUUUACCUACAAAUAAACUUCUUGAUAAUUUAACAAAAAAUCAAAGACUUUUACAAUCUUUACCACAAAAUUAUGAAAAACGACAUUUUUUUACAGGAUUAUUUAAAACAUUACUUGAUGAUUUUUUUUAUUCACAUGAACGUGCUGAUAUACAACUUUAUGCAGCUAUAUGUCUAGCGGAUAUUAUUCGUAUAUAUGCACCUAAUUUACCUGAUGCAUCACCAGAAAAAAUGCUCAAUAUGUUUCUUUUUCUUGCUCGUCAAUUACUUGGAUUAAAAAAAAUUGAUGAUACAUUAUUUACACGACGAUAUUAUUUACUUGAAAAUUUAAGUAUGGUUCAAUCAUUUAUACCAGCAGUUAAUCUUGAAGAUAAUCGAGGUUGUCAAAUAAGUACAGUUGUAUUUAAUAAUUUAUUUAAUGCUGUACAAAAAAAACAUUCAGAUCAAUUAAAAAAUUUAAUGAUUGAAAUUAUUUCAGUUAUUUUAGCUGAAUAUGAAACAAUACCAUUUUCAUUAUUAGAAAUACUUUUUGCAAGAAUUAUUGAUCCAGAAAAGAAAUUACGUGAAGAAUGUUAUGAAUUAGUUGAAGCAAUUAUACGUCGAUGUGAAUCAUUCCUUAAACCAGUUAUAGCUGAUUAUUUCAAAGCUGUUCUAAUAACAGAAGAUAUUGAAUCAUUACAUUUACAUACAAAAAUUUAUAAUAUAUUUGAUGGAUUAUGUCAUAUAUCAGAAACAAUUGUUGAUGAACUUAUACCAACAAUUGAACAUCGUUUAACAGUAUCAAAUGAAAAACAUCGUCGUGAUGCUGCAAAAAUUAUAGCUUAUGUAACAAGUUCAUCAAAUAAUGAUUUUGCACAAAAAUAUAAAACUUUAUGGAAUACAUUUCUUGAACAAUUAAAAACUGGAACACCAGAAAUUCAAUCGACAUGUAUUAAAUAUUUAAAAAGUUAUUUUAUUAAUCAUCCAGAAUUAAUAACAGAUCUUGAAGAUGUAAUGGUUCAUUUAAGUCUUUCAACUGAUACAAAUAUACGUUUACAAUUAAUGAUACAAAUUCGUGCUAUAACAAAUUCAAAUCUUCUUGAUAUAAGUGAUAAAAUGAAACAAAUUUUAUGUGAACGUGCAAGAGAUAAAAUUUGGGAAGUUCGUAAAGAAGCACUUGAUUAUUUUGGACAUGUUUAUAAAAAAGAAUGUAUUAAUGCUAAUUGGUCAAAUGACAUACAAAAACAAUUAACAUGGGUUGCAAAUUGUAUUAUACAUUUGUAUUAUCAAACAGCUACACAAGACAAAUUAUUAGCCGAAAGACUUUUGACUUUUUAUUUAAUGCCAUGGGAUGUUAAUACAGAUGAUAAAGUACGAGUUUUAUUAACAUUAUAUUCAAAUGUUAGCGAAAAUGCUCAACGAGCAAUUCGUGAAAUGAUUCAUAGCAAAUUUUUACUUCGUCGUCAAUUAGAUAAAUUAAUUGAUUUAUGUUUACAAAUGGCUGAUCUAAAUAUAACAAACGAUGAAAAACAAUUAAUUGAAUUAAAACUUGUUAAUCUUAUUCAUGCUAUUGCUUUACGUUGUUUACCAAAUCCAGAUAAAAAUGAAUUUGUAUUAAAAGCAUUUGCUAUAUAUGCAAUUAAAAAUCAUAAACAAUCAUUAAUAAAUAAUAAUGAAUCAAGUAUUCUAUUAAUAUUUAGACAAGCUAUAUCAGAUGGAAUUAAAUCAAAAGAAUGUUAUGCAUUAGCUAAUGCUAUCGGACAAAUGUUAUUAGAUGAAGCAGCAAAAGAACAAAAACGUUUUCCAACAAAUACAACUGAAGAACAAAUAACAACAAAUAAUGAAAAUAAUUUACAUGGACAAUUUACAAAAAUGUGUGGUUUAAUAAAAAUGAUGUUUGAAAAAAUUUCAACACUUUUAUUUGAUCAAGAAACAGUUAGUAAAUUACUUAAAUUUAUAUUUGAACUAGUAUCAAAUGAACCAGAACAACCAACAUCAUAUUAUGAAAAUAUUAAUCAAUUAUUAAAGGUAUUUAUUCAACAUCCAUUUAUUUUCAAUUCUCCAGAAUCACUUGAAUUUCUUUGUAAUCUAUUAAAACAACAUGUACUUGAAUUAGCUCCUAUACUUUUACGUACAAUUGAAGCAUGUGGACCAUUAAUUAUUACAUCAAAUCAAAGUAACAUGCUAACUCUUCUUGAUUCUGAACUUUCAACUUAUUUAACUCUUCAUCCACCAAUUGCAAAACGUGCACUCUAUUGUAUAUGUGCAUUACAUCCAAAUAAAAAAGAUGAUAUACUUAAAAAAAUGAUUGAUGAUACACAAUAUGAUCAAUUUGAUAGUGAUCAAUUUAUAACUCGACUUGUUUUACUUGGUCAUAUGUUAAAAAUAUCUCCAAUAGCACUUGGUGAUAUUGGUAAACGUAUACUUAAUAAUAUAUCAAAAUAUAUUAUUGAUAAACGACAAAUAAAUGAUAAUGAUGAUGAAAAUAUGACAAGUUCAUUUUUACAUGGACAUUUUACUUUAUUAGCUGAUGAACCUCAUUCUGAUCCAGAAAUUGGUGCUGAUACUCGUGUUAAACGUGAAUUAGUUAAAGCAUUGACACGUGCAGUAUUAGGUUUACGUGAAAAUUCAGCUGGAUUAUUUAUUGUUACAUAUAAAUUAAUACGAAAAUCUAUUGAAAAAGAUCAAGAUUUCACAGAUGAAAUGAGUGAAAGUGAAAUAAUUUAUAUUCGUCUUUGUGGUUUAUCAUGUUUAUUAAAAUUAAUUUGUCAUCCAUAUUUUUAUACACGUAUAAAACCUGAUGAUUUUCUUAUGAUAAUGACAUUACUUCGUGAUCCAUCAUCAACUAUACGUCAACGAACAUAUCGUAAAUUAGCUGAACAAUUACGUGAUCCUGUAUGUCCUAUUGAAUUACUUGCUUUAUUAGCAUUUGCUGCUAAAGAACCUGAACGUGAACAUCGUGAACAAAUUCGUCGUUUAAUGUUACAAAUAAUUGAUACACGUCGUGAACAUAUUAAACUUCAAUUAUCAUAUAAAACAACUUCAAAAACAAAUGGUCAUCAACAAACAAAUGGUUUUGAUGAUGAUGAUGAUGAUGAUGAUGAUAAUAAUAAUUGUUCAUCAACAAAUGAUGAUAAACCAAUUGAUUAUACAUUAUAUCCUGAAUAUUCAUUAACAUAUUUUCUUUAUUUUCUAUCAAAAUCACCAGCAUUUAUAUUAUAUGAUGAUAUUGAAAUGUUACAUACAAUGACAGAUUAUAUAUUAUUUUUAUUAGAUGCUUUAUUAUUACGUUGUGAUACAACAGUUGGUUUAUUUUAUAAAGGUUUAUUACGUUCAAUAAAAUCAUCUGAAGAUGCAACAAUAUCAUCAGAUAAAGAAGAAAAAGCUGAAAGAAAAGAUGCAUUAAAAAAAUUACAUGUACUUGUUGAUUUAGCUUAUGUUAUAUUAUCACAACGUGCAUCAUCAUUAAUGAUAUGUCGUGCUAGUUCAAAUGUUCCAUUAUCAGAUAUAUAUUUUAAAAAAACACGUUAUAAUCAUUUAUCAUAUUUACCAAAAGAUUUUAAAAUCAAACUUAAACCAAUAACAAUAACAACAGUUAGUGAUACAAUAACACCAAUUAAUAAACGUACAAAUAUAAGAAAUUCUAAUGAUAUAAAUACAUCAUCAAGUAUAACAAUUAUAACAACACCAACAAAAUCUAUAAAACAAAAACGAAUAAGUGGAGAUAAUGAAGAAGAUAAUUCAAUGAAAAAAAAACGAACUUUACCAAGUAUAAAAAAACGUAAACGUCAAACGAGUAAUGAUGUUAAUGAAGAUCAAGUAACUAAUUCAAAUUCAUCACCAGUUAAUGGUACUAACAUUCGAAAAACUUCAAUAAAUAGUUCAAAUCGAUCUCGUGUUAAUUUUCCAUAUGAAAAACCUCAAUUACGUUCAGCAUCAUCAUCAUCUUCAUCACCAUCACCAUCACCUAAAACAAAUCGUCGUACAACAACAAAAGAUAAAAUUUCAUCAUGA